This is a messenger RNA of Cavia porcellus (domestic guinea pig), 4293 nucleotides long. It is a transcript of the gene C1qtnf6, whose product is annotated as C1q and TNF related 6. Gene Ontology annotation, molecular function: protein binding. Lineage: Eukaryota; Metazoa; Chordata; Mammalia; Rodentia; Caviidae. The coding region runs from base 1715 to 2524 and encodes 269 amino acids. The record is from RefSeq and is a predicted model, not a curated record. The transcript has 3 exons.
GUAGAAGAGAAGACUUUGGAUAGUUUGGGUACAGUUACACAAGAAGCCCAUGUAGGCAUAGAGGUAACGGGGUGACGUUUUCCAGGUCAGGGAAUGUCAGAGAUUGUCCACAAACUGCUAGAACCAGGACUGACAGGGAACUGAUUCCUUAGAAGCUUCUAAGGGAAGCGAGCCAGUGACACUUUGACCUUGGACCUCCAGCUUCCAGGACCAGGACUGUGAGACAUCUUUUUGUGUAAGGUGUCCAGCUCGUGUCACUUUAUUCAGGCACAGGAAAACCGUUCGCCACCCGCCACCUGGAUCCCCAGAAGUCCUGCCGAAUCCACUCUUCCCUCCAUUGCAGUAUUUAAGUGGGUGCAGACAUUUGAGUCCUGGCUCAUCCGUUUUCUGUUUGAGUUUGAGCAUUUAAUUAACCUCUCUGCGUCUCUGCUUCCCCUGAGAUGAGGGUGAAAGCCAGCGUUCCUGGUCUCAGGAGACCGGCAUGAGUUAAUAUUUGCAAACAGAGCAGCCCAGCGCUGCCCACUGGCCUGUGGAAGCCACCAGACAAGCGCCGGGACCCUUCUGUGGUGCAGAAGGGGAUCCCAGGGCACAGCCUGAGUCUGUCCACAGGAAGCUGUGUGCGACCUUCCGGUUCUGACAGCAGCGACUGAAAGGUCCUGUGACUUAGCCAGGGUCACAGCACCGGGACCGGGACCAAGAAGGCUCUUCCCGGCCCCACUUCAGGGUCCAUGGUUUAAAAAAAAAAAACCAACUAUGAAAAUGGGGACCGGAUGGACAGAGAGAUGCUGGUGUGGGGAGAGCUCUGAGACCACUGCUUAUUUUUCUGCUGUGCGUCCUGCAGGGGGCGCUGCGGGACGUUAGCGCCUGUCCCCCAGCUCCGCUCGGCCGGGCUCGACUAGACUUGACUCUCUUCGGCCAAUCUCGGAUUCUCUCGGCCAGACUCGCCUCUUUUCGGCUAUACUCGCCUCUGCUCUCGAUUUACAUGAGUUCUGGACCCUCAAAGACCUCCCUCGCGUACGAGCAGCUCCAGGCCGUUCCCUAGUAGCUUUGGGUUUCAGGGGUUUAGGGUUGCGGAGCUGCCCACACCCUUGGGGUCAGGAAGAGGGGAUCCUCCUGGGGCGGCAGGGAGCUCCGGAGUCUGGCCUGGGGCCCCGCGACUAGAGGAUAGGGCUCCUCGCUUUGCGGAGAGCGCUGGGGUGUGGAAGAGGCGGCAAGUGCACAGGGGUGGGGGGAGUCCGUCCCCCUCCCUCCCCCUAAUGGGGCGGGGGCUGAGGGUGCAGUGAAGUUAAGGUUAGAGAUGGGGUUACCCCUGGCACAGGCUGAGAGUGUGGGGCUCUCCCGGCAGGUGGCGCUCGCGUUUCCCUUUGUUUAGUUUUAAAAUUGGUGCUUGACCUUAAAAGAUUGGAUCUGUGACUGCCCGUCCCACUUUCCAUAGCUGACUCCUGGGUCCUCGCGUCACCGUCUUCAGGAGGAGGGAUGGUGUGUGUGGCUGGGAUCCUGGCCUUGGUAAUGUGACUCGGGCUGCCGAGCUGGGUGUUGGCUGUGCUGAUGGAGGUCGUGGCAGAAGGGUAGAGGGCAUCUUGGAACCCAAGGCUGAGGGGGAGCCGCGCUGAGCGGGUCAAUACGGAGCACCCCAUUGGCUGUCCACCAGCACACAGUCCUGGCAUCCUCCUGUUCAUCUGGCCCAGGGGCACCAGAGCUCAGAGGGGCCACCAUGGAGAUGACCAGCCCGCGUCUCCUCUGGGCAGCGCUGCUGCUACCUCUCGUGGUGUCUGGGGUCCCCGCAGAGGAGCCCACCUCUGGGGAAGUCGUGGACCCCAGCCUUCCCGGCGGCUGCCGACGGUGCUGUGACUCGGAGGACGGUGACUCGGAGGACGCACUGGCCCCGGCUGAUGCUUCGGUGGUGGCCCCUCCAUCCGCCCUGCCCUACAUCGUGCCCGAGGUCAGGCCCUACAUUAACAUCACCAUCCUGAAGGGUGACAAAGGAGACCGAGGCCUGCCUGGCACCCCAGGGAAGCUGGGCAAAGAGGGCUCCCGAGGGGACCGGGGCCCGCAGGGCAUCAAGGGUGCCAAGGGCCAGGCGGGCAGCCCGGGCAGCCCGUGUCGCACGCGCUCCUCGGCCUUCUCGGUGGGCCGCAAGGCGGCCCUGCACAGCAGCGAGGACUUCCAGCCGCUGCUCUUCGACACCGUCUUCGUGAACCCCGACGGGCACUUCGACAUGGCCGCCGGCCAGUUCGUGGCACCCCUGCGCGGCCUCUACUUCUUCAGCCUCAACGUGCACAGCUGGAACUUCAAGGAGACCUACGUGCACGUGGUGCACAACGGGGCGGCCGCCGUCAUCCUGUACGCGCAGCCCAGCGACCGCAGCAUCAUGCAGAGCCAGAGCGUGAUGCUGGCCCUGGCGCCCGGUGACCGCGUCUGGGUGCGGCUCUUCAAGCGGGAGCGUGAGAAUGCCGUGUACAGCGACGAUGUGGACACCUACAUCACCUUCAGCGGCCACCUCAUCAAGCCCGAGGAUGACUGAGCGCUGCUGGGCACCCGGGGGACUCAGGAGCCUCGCAGGCUGGCCUGGCCCCCUGGCAGGUGGGGACCGCCCAGCGCCAAGUCCCCGGUCGGCUUCUGCCCUUCUCGCCUCUCUGGCAUUUAUUCCCAGGAACUUUCUAACCUCUGCACUCUAGAACUUUCCUAGACUCACAGCCCAGCCCUCACACUUGAUGUGUGCCUCUGUCUCCUGAGGAUCUUGGAAAAUUGCAGAUCUUGAUCCAGCUGGUCUGGAGUGGGCCCCAGAAUUCUGCAUUUCUGAGAAGUUCCUAAGUGGUGCUGAGAUUACGGGUCUGUGGACCAUACUCCAGUACUUCAUUCUGGUACUUGCUGAAUAUUCUAGAUUUUUCAGAAUAUUCUAGUAUAUUCUAGACCCAUCAGAACAUUCUAGACCAUUCUAGAAUGGUCUAGAACAUUCAAUGAUCUUUUGAACAUUCUAGUAUGUCCUGGAUAUUCUAGAAUGCUAUUAUCCAAAUAUUCUGGAAUCAUCUAGUCACUGUAAGAUUCUCCUGCCAUCCUCAAAUUCUCUCAUCACUGCAGGACUCUCCUCCCUAUUCUCUUUGCCUUUUCCUUCCUCUCUUACUUCUCUUUUUACCUCCAUCCCUGCAGCGACUAUUCAUUUUAUUCAUUCAUCAAACACUGAGCCCAUGCUUAGUCCCAGGAAAGCAGAGGCAAAUCAGACACAGUGCACCUUGUACUGCCCGUGGUGAGCACCCAGCCCAGCCUGGGUGGGGAUGGGGCAGACACUAAUGAAUACUCAAAUUUGAAUCCAGACCCAGAGAACAUGCAGGGCUCUCCUCAGACAGGCCCGUGCUCUGGGCGCUCAGGUGCUUCAUUUUCCCAUGCCCCUGGUGCACAGGGUCCCCAAGUGGGGUGCUUCUCCCUCCACAUGCCACCUUCCUGCUCAGCACCCAUCAUGAAAGCCACCCCAGAGGAGCCUGGGACAGGCCCAGGGUCCUGUGGGAGACAACUCAGGAGUUUGGGAGCACGUGGGGACAAAAGCAGCCCCGGGAUGGAGCCCAGACUCCUAGUGGCCCGCAGGGCUGACUGUGGCCCGCUGGGACUCUGGGCUUCCCCGCCACACCUCUCCCAUCCAUCCACCCCUGGGCUUGCCAGGGCCUUGCUCAGCCUCUCACUAAAGGCGUCUGUCAGGCAUGGGUUCUCGGUGCUGUCAGACAGGACGCCUGUCCCCGGUGCUCUCUGGCCUCCCAGGCCCCUCUCACCAGCCCAGUGCCCCGACUUGCCAGCCUGUCUCAGGGUGCUAAGGCUGGGCAGGCGGCUUCUGCCACGGUGGCCUUUGUGGUGGUGCUGCCCUGACAGAUGCGGUGGGCAGUGGUCCAGGACAGGAGGUGUAGCCUGGGAAUCCUCUGCAGGUCUGUGGGGUGACAUGGGCCGUGCUCAGGUCACUGGGAGGCCUCCCCUAUGCUGCGUUGGUAAGCAAGGUCCUGGGAGAGGUCUCUGCCCUCCUUUCCUGGGCUGUGUGGCCUGGUGGCCACCAGUCUUUCUCUGUCUCCCCGGGGGCCUGGUCCUCAGUCCAGAGAGGGCCACAGCCUCUGGCCAUUGGUGCUUUUGCAGACUCUGGGGCAGAGGUGGCCUUGGGCCACUCUCUGGUGCUCACAGCCAGGGCCACGUGGCAGGGUGAUGGAAACAGCCUGCCACGUGCCACGAAGGCUGGUGCUACGGGCCCCGCUCUGCUGACCACACUCUGUCCUGCUCGUCCCUGUGAUUAAAGGAUGCUGUGUCCCCUCAUGA